UGAUCAAAGCAUGAUUUUUAAGACGGAGAGCACGUGAAGAUAACCCGGAUGGCCUAACGAAAAGCUACCAGGUAAGGCUAGGCCGCUCACUAUCUUUCGGCAUCGAGAAGAUACUUGUGUGCAUAUUAUUCCUUCACCCCCUCUCUUAUAACUUCAUCUUGGACCCAAUCUCUUCACCAGAUCUUUUCUCCUUCAAACUUCACACACACUCUCACAUUAUCACCCCGAGAUAGUUUAAUUAUACUUCUCAAAGGUACAUAUUCAUCCAACAUGGACAUUCUACAACUAGCCUUACCAACAUCUCUUGAUGAAGCCCGAAUCAAGACCCUCCCUUCCAAAGCUUUUUAUAUUCCUAAUUUUCUUACGGAGGAGGAAGAACAAAUAUUAUUGCAGAAAAUUGCCACAGCCCCAAAACCACGAUGGAAGCAUUUAACUCAUCGUCGUCUUCAGACUUGGCCCUCUGAUUUGACCAAGAAUACUCUAUUGGAUGCGCCUCUGCCCAAAUGGCUAACAGAUCCCGUUGUCUCUCGACUUCUCUCCUUACCUAUCUCUCACGAAACUGGAACACGUCAUAUUUUUAGUGAUAGUCCCCAUGAGCGUCCGAAUCAUGUCCUAAUCAAUGAAUAUCUGCCAAAGCAGGGAAUUAUGCCACAUAAGGAUGGAGCCGCCUAUCAUCCAGUCGUCUGCACUGUAAGCUUAGGCGCAAGCCUGUGCUUGAAUAUCUAUGGAGACAAAGACGAUGGAACAAGAGAAGAGCAGCCAAGGUGGAGGAUUUUCCAGGAGCCAAGGAGUUUGUUGAUCACAACAGAUGAAUUAUAUACAAAUUACUACCAUGGAAUAUCCGAGACGGAAGCAGAAAUUGACCUAAAUUCCACAACAGUCGCAAACUGGGAUCUCUUGCGGUCUAAAGAUAAAAUUAUUGAUGGUAGAUAUGAAAGACAGGAGCGAACUAGCCUUACGUAUCGGGACGUACUCAAGGUAUCGAAAUUAGGUUCAAAGUUGGGGAUAUUCGGCAAACGCUGAGAGACCUAAUCUUACAAUAUGGUAUCGAUUUCCGUUUCUGCUUCCAACUAUCUAAACCAAACUCUGAAGAGAGCAUUUUAGUAUAAAUAUGGUAUCAUUUUCCAUCUACCCUUUACACUAUCUACACCAAACUUUGUGGUAUACCAUUUCCUUGUUGAAUCUGCAGUCACUCCAAGGUUUGAUAUUACAAAACACAACCCUGCCAAUAUGGUUCUGUUCAGGAACUGUCCCUGAGGCGCGGCUGCAAUGGCAAUUGCAAUAUACAGCAAGCAUUCGCUAGUGUAAUGAGGGCAAACGAUGUGGCGAAAGAAUGGGUUCGAGGGAAGAGUAUACUUCUUCAAGCUUGCCAAGUGCUUGUGGCACUCAUGCUGACAGACAGAUGCAAUCACAAAUAGAGGUACUGCCAUACAAGUCUUCAAAGAGGGCUGUGAGAUGUCUAUCGAACCUAGUGGAUCUGUGGUCGCAUCAAGUAUGGCUUAGGUAGUUAGUCACUAAUGGAAAGAAUUACGAGAUUACAUU
Molecule: messenger RNA, 1542 nt
Organism: Botrytis sinoallii
Lineage: Eukaryota; Fungi; Ascomycota; Leotiomycetes; Helotiales; Sclerotiniaceae
Exons: 2
Coding region: 271-1023 (250 amino acids)
Source: RefSeq, a predicted model, not a curated record